GUAAAAACGGAGCAAAUGGCUGUUCGCGACGUCACAGCCACCCAAGGAAUGACUUUUUGGUUGGAAACCAUAAACACGUGAUGCAUGGCGCAGUCGAGCACGCCAUGGAGCAAAAGUUCGGGUGCCAUCAUCGCAAGCCAUUUCCACAUAGCCCCUUCACUCCCUUGUCACACUCACACCAGCCAUGGCCCGCAACCAGGAAAAGGCGCAGUCGAUGCUCUACCGCUUCCGCGAAGCGCAGUCCAUCGAGCUGGGCAUCCACAAGCCCAAGGAGCGGCGGCCACAUCUCGCCUCGCUUGCCAACACGCUUGACGAGGCCGAGAAAUGGCGGCGCGACGUGAUCCGCGAGAUCUCGCGCGACGUCUCCCGCAUCCACGACUCGUCUCUCCCCGAAUCGCAGAUACGCGACCUCAACGACGGGAUCAACAAACUGCUGCGCGCCAAAAUCCACUGGGAGAACCGCGUCAUGGAGCUGGGUGGCCCAGACUACAGAAAGAUUGGCCCAAAGAUGAUCGACCACCAGGGGCGGGAGGUGCCUGGAAACCGUGGAUACAAGUACUUUGGACGGGCAAAGGAGCUGCCUGGUGUGCGGGAGCUGUUUGAGCAACAACAGGACUCAGGCAAGGCCAGGCGGAAUCAGAGGGGCGACCUGAUGAAGCGGGUCGAUGCGAGGUACUUUGGAUACAGAGACGAAGAUGACGAUGGAGAACUGCUGGCGCACGAGGCCAAGGUCAAAGAGCAGUGGAUCGAGAAGCUGCGCGGCGCGCACGACGCCUCAUUAGUCAGCGACAGUGACGACAGUGACGAGUAGAUGAUGGGUGUUGAAUAUAUGGAU
Linderina pennispora is the source of this 835-nucleotide messenger RNA. RefSeq names its product Isy1-like splicing factor. Gene Ontology annotation, cellular component: post-spliceosomal complex; post-mRNA release spliceosomal complex; catalytic step 2 spliceosome. The transcript has a single exon. The record is from RefSeq and is a predicted model, not a curated record. The coding region runs from base 185 to 811 and encodes 208 amino acids. Gene Ontology annotation, biological process: mRNA 3'-splice site recognition; generation of catalytic spliceosome for second transesterification step. Lineage: Eukaryota; Fungi; Kickxellomycota; Kickxellomycetes; Kickxellales; Kickxellaceae.